AAUAAAAUGGAUAAGUUUGAGACGAUAGAGGGUAGAUUGUUAUAUACUGUUUAUUGGAUGUAUAAAUAAAAGGAGAUUAGUCAAGAAUAGAGGGGAAGAAUAAAAGGUAGAGAGUGGGUUUAUGAUGAGAUUUGAUAGUGUAGUGGGAUCCUCAGAUAUAGGAGAUUAGUAAGGAUGGUUAGAGACUAAGACAGAACCUUCUCGAAUUGGCAUGUUCAUACUCAGAUAAUGCAGACUCGAAAUAAACCAAAGUGACGCCUCGAAGUCUGAAUCGUUUGAAUGUCAAGAUUGGUCAUAGUAACUUUAAGUUGACAAGUAAAUCUUACAGUUCAUUGUCUUCUCCUCUUGAUCAUCGCAAACCUUAAUUCAUAUGA
Molecule: messenger RNA, 374 nt
Organism: Paramecium sonneborni
Lineage: Eukaryota; Ciliophora; Oligohymenophorea; Peniculida; Parameciidae
Source: the annotation of a GenBank genome assembly